AGCGGCAGCUGAGGCUGGAGCUGGCCCUGCUCGACAACGUCACCGAGGAGCUGCGCCUGAAGGACUGGGAGCAUUCCGCGGCGCUCCGGAACGUCUCCGUGAUCCGCGGGCCGCCGGGACCCAAAGGAGACCGAGGCACGGAAGGGAUGGAGGGACCGCCUGGCCUUCCCGGCCUUCCCGGCCUUCCCGGCCUCCGAGGCCUUCCCGGGGAGCGGGGACCCCCCGGCCCGCAGGGAUUGAAGGGGGACCAGGGAGAGCUGGGCCCUCGCGGCCCCGCGGGAACGCGCGGAUUCAAAGGUGAGCGCGGCCCCAAGGGGGACAAGGGCGACCGAGGCGCUGCCGGCGGCACCGCUCCGGCCGAGGGCUCGGUGCGGCUGCAGAACGGCUCCGGCCCCCACGAGGGUCGCCUGGAGAUCUUCCACGAGCGCCGCUGGGGCUCGGUGUGCGACGACGGCUGGGACCG
Cyanistes caeruleus (blue tit) is the source of this 463-nucleotide messenger RNA. NCBI's taxonomy places the organism in Eukaryota, Metazoa, Chordata, Aves, Passeriformes, Paridae. The record is from RefSeq and is a predicted model, not a curated record.